This is a messenger RNA of Kockovaella imperatae, 1137 nucleotides long. Its product is annotated as putative proteolysis and peptidolysis-related protein. Gene Ontology annotation, biological process: mitochondrion organization. Gene Ontology annotation, cellular component: mitochondrion; membrane. The coding region runs from base 109 to 1074 and encodes 321 amino acids. The record is from RefSeq and is a predicted model, not a curated record. Lineage: Eukaryota; Fungi; Basidiomycota; Tremellomycetes; Tremellales; Cuniculitremaceae. The transcript has 6 exons.
CAUCGACCUCGGCAUCGACCAGGGACAGAAGGGCGGAACAUCGUUGUACAUCUGAACCUGUUUCGUGUCUUCCUUCGGAUUUCAUCAGCUAUUCAGCUACAGGGGACGAUGAAUAGAACUGGACCAGAAGCAUUCGCGAGACUUGCUCAGCAGCUCAACAGAGCCAGGCUGCAAGCGACGGGUGGAGGAGGCGGAGGAGGUAGCGGCGGCUCAGGAGGAGGAUUGCCAGGUGGGAAAGGCAUCUUGGCCGGUGGUGGAGCUUUGAUCGCUCUCGCUGCUGGAGGUAUCGCCUUGAACUAUUCACUGUACAACGUCGACGGAGGUCAUCGAGCCAUCAAGUAUACACGUUUAUAUGGUAUUCGGCCUGAUAUCUACCCCGAAGGAACUCACUUUGUCAUCCCCUGGUUCGAAACGCCCAUCAUCUAUGAUGUGCGAGCGAAACCCAGAAACAUCGCCUCGUUGACGGGAACGAAGGAUCUGCAGAUGGUCAAUAUCACCUGCCGUGUCUUGUCUCGACCUUCUGUCAACGAUUUGCCGACAAUAUACCGAGAGCUCGGUACCGACUAUGACGAACGAGUUCUCCCCUCCAUCGUCAACGAAGUCUUGAAAUCCGUCGUUGCUCAAUUCAACGCCUCGCAACUCAUCACUCAACGAGAAAUGGUUUCUCGACUGGUACGAGAGAACCUGACUCGUCGAGCAAGAAGAUUCAAUCUGAUCCUCGACGACGUCUCCAUCACCCACGUUGCGUUUUCCCCAGAGUUCACACAUGCCGUCGAGGCCAAGCAAGUCGCCCAGCAGAUCGCUCAACGUGCUGCCUUCUUGGUCGAUCAGGCCAUCCAAGAGAAACAGAGUAUCAUUGUUCGAGCCCAAGGAGAAGCUAAAUCUGCCGAAUUGAUCGGAGAAGCAGUCAGGCAAAACAAGGGUUUCUUACAGCUCAGAAGGUUGGAAGCCGCGCGAGAAAUUGCAACGACGUUGAGCCAGAGUGGAAACAAAUUGAUGCUGGACGCCAAGAGCUUGUUGUUGAACGUGGCCGAGGAUGACGUUUUGAAUGCGACGAAUCUUAAAAAGCAAUAAGGACACGGGUUCCAUAUUUUCGACACUCCCUCCAAUGACAGACAUGCAUCAGACAUCCCUGUG